Messenger RNA from Sardina pilchardus (European sardine), 883 nucleotides. RefSeq names its product selenoprotein F (gene selenof). Gene Ontology annotation, molecular function: oxidoreductase activity. The record is from RefSeq and is a predicted model, not a curated record. NCBI's taxonomy places the organism in Eukaryota, Metazoa, Chordata, Actinopteri, Clupeiformes, Clupeidae. Gene Ontology annotation, cellular component: endoplasmic reticulum lumen. The transcript has 5 exons.
UAGUUUUGCUGGAGUCACGUGAAGAGGUGCUUGCUUGGCAGGAAGUGUCUCAAAUUGGAAAGAUGGCGGGCGAGGUGUACUUAGCGUCGUUUGUGUCUUUGUUGCAAAUGCUCUCAACCUUUGGAGCAGAGUUGUCCUCUGAGGCCUGCCGGGACGUUGGUUUCUCCAGUAACCUCCUGUGCAGCUCCUGUGAUCUGUUGGGCCAGUUCAGCCUGAAUCAACUGAAUCCAGUGUGUAGGCAGUGCUGUCAGGAAGAGGUGCAGCUGGAGUCCAUUAAGCACUACCCUGGUGCCAUUUUGGAAGUAUGUGGAUGAAGACUGGGGAGGUUCCCUCAAGUCCAAGCAUUUGUCAGAGGUGACAAGCCAAAGACGUUCAAGGGUCUACAAAUAAAGUACGUCAGAGGCUCAGACCCUGUGCUCAAGCUGCUGGACAACAGUGGGAACAUCGUGGAGGAGCUCAGCAUCCUCAAGUGGAACACCGACAGUGUUGAGGAAUUCCUGAGUGAGAAGCUGGACCGUAUAUAAAACCCUAGUAUCCCCAAUAUUUGAUUCGUAUGUUUUUAGUUGAAAUUGGUCAUUUAAAAGUACUUUAUAAUAAUCUUCCCCCAACGAUAUAAUCACUCAAAAAUGUAUGAACCCUGAUGUUGCUUUUUGUGUAGUGUGGUGCCUCUAUGAACAUUUGUCUAUGCAGAGGUGUGCUUUAAUGAAGGCCUCUCAGGAAACCAUUGCUGGCUUGAUUGGUCUGAAGUCGUCCGUGUACCUCUCAGGGCAUCUUCUAAUAGGGAAACCACUUAGACAAUUGCAUCUCUGCAUUUAUUUCUUUGUGUGUUAGUAUGUUUGCAAGAACAACAAGGACUCAAAUCAAUAAAAUUCUUUAAAAUUCA